Molecule: messenger RNA, 984 nt
Organism: Pistacia vera
Lineage: Eukaryota; Viridiplantae; Streptophyta; Magnoliopsida; Sapindales; Anacardiaceae
Product: calcium-dependent protein kinase 1-like
Exons: 4
Coding region: 1-984 (327 amino acids)
Biological process (GO): intracellular signal transduction; protein autophosphorylation; peptidyl-serine phosphorylation
Cellular component (GO): nucleus; cytoplasm
Molecular function (GO): calcium-dependent protein serine/threonine kinase activity; calmodulin binding; ATP binding
Source: RefSeq, a predicted model, not a curated record
AUGGGUAACUGCAGUGGCCUCCCAUCUGAUCAAACCCAACUCCCGACGACCACCACCGAAUCUGGACCCCGCCACCACUCCAAUGGCCUCAAAAUCCACCCUCCAUCUUCUUCCUCCUCCUCCACCGCCACCACCGCCACCACCACAUCAACCAACGCAUCAACCGUUGGCCGCGUCUUGGGCCGGCCCAUGGAGGACGUCCGGUCCACUUACAUCUUCGGCCGCGAGCUCGGACGUGGCCAGUUCGGUGUCACUUACUUAGUAACGCACAAAGAAACUAAACAACAAUUCGCGUGCAAGUCAAUCGCCACGCGCAAGCUCAUCAACCGAGAUGACAUCGAAGACGUCCGUCGCGAAGUCCAGAUCAUGUACCACCUCACGGGUCACAGGAACAUCGUGGAGCUGAAGGGCGCGUAUGAGGACCGGCACUCGGUCAACUUGGUCAUGGAAUUGUGUGCGGGAGGGGAGCUGUUUGAUCGGAUCAUAGCUAAGGGGCAUUAUUCUGAGAGAGCUGCCGCCAAUUUGUGUAGACAGAUUGUGACCGUGGUGCAUAAUUGUCAUUCUAUGGGUGUUAUGCAUAGGGAUUUGAAGCCUGAGAAUUUCUUGUUGUUGAACACUGAUGAGGAUUCGCCUUUGAAAGCUACUGACUUUGGGCUCUCUGUGUUUUUCAAGCCAGGAGACGUGUUUAAGGACCUUGUUGGAAGUGCAUAUUAUGUAGCUCCUGAGAUAUUGCGCAGGAGUUAUGGUGCUGAGGCAGAUAUUUGGAGUGCUGGAGUGAUACUAUACAUUCUUCUUAGUGGAGUUCCUCCAUUUUGGGGAGAAAAUGAACAGGGUAUCUUUGAUGCCGUUCUGCGGGGGCAUCUUGAUUUCUCAUCUGAACCUUGGCCCAGCAUAUCCAGUAGUGCCAAAGAUCUUGUGAAGAAGAUGCUGCGUGCUGAUCCUAGAGAACGGCUUUCAGCCGUUGAAGUCCUAAGUUCAUUGUGA